Messenger RNA from Musa acuminata AAA Group (dessert banana), 2090 nucleotides. RefSeq names its product leucine-rich repeat receptor-like serine/threonine/tyrosine-protein kinase SOBIR1. Bases 37 to 1947 code for a protein of 636 amino acids. NCBI's taxonomy places the organism in Eukaryota, Viridiplantae, Streptophyta, Magnoliopsida, Zingiberales, Musaceae. Gene Ontology annotation, molecular function: protein binding; protein kinase activity; ATP binding. The record is from RefSeq and is a predicted model, not a curated record. The transcript has a single exon. Gene Ontology annotation, cellular component: membrane. Gene Ontology annotation, biological process: protein phosphorylation.
ACUUCGCUCUCGUACACGGCUCAUCGAGCCAGCGCCAUGGCGGGAGCGUCCGUCCCAAUUCGACCAUUCUUCCUCCUCCUCCUCCUCCUCCUCGCCUCCAUCUCCGCCGUCAGUUCCUCUGACGGCUCAGGCCCCCUCCUCCGAGUGCUCUCUGACCUCGGCCUAACCACCCGGGGGCUCGACCACCCUUGUCGCCACCCUGGCGUCACGUGCGAGGCCGGCGCCGCCGCCGUCCGCGUCUCGCUCCCCUCCCACCGCCUCACUGGCUCCCUCUCAGCCGCAGUCGGUAACCUUCCCUCCCUCCGCCAGCUUGAUCUUCCCAACAACGGCCUCGCUGGCUCCCUCCCCCGCGAGCUCGCCCUGUGCCGCGCCCUCCGCGUCCUCGACCUCCACCGCAACCGCAUCUCCGGUUGCGUCCCCCGCGAGAUCUCCGCACUCGCCGACCUCCGCGUCCUCGACCUUUCCGACAACCGCCUCUCCGGCGACCUCUCCUUCCUCGCUCUCCUCCCUAACCUCGAGCGCCUCUCCCUGUCCAACAACCUCUUCUCUGGCCGCGUUCCCCUGUCCCUCUCUGCCUCCAAGAAGCUUCGCUUCCUCGACCUCUCCGGCAACGUCGGCCUCUUCCAUGGCGAUCUCCCUUCUCGUCCGGCUUCUCGUCUCGCUCUCCGCCGGAGUCUUAUCCCGAAGCGAUAUGUUUUAGCCGAGACCACCACCCCAGGGAAUCAGAACUCCACCCGUGCCAAGAAUUCAACCAUCAGCACACCAGCUCCCGCUCCAUCCUCAUCGUCGACAAACUCUUCCUCGUCGGGACACCACCGCCACCACAGUCGCAAGCGCCUCGUGAGGAACUGGAUCGUGGGGUUCAUCACGGGCUCGAUCACGGGCAUCCUCUCCGGGGCCAUCCUCUCCCUGCUCUUCCGGCUGUUGUUGAACUACAUCCGCGGGAGGUACAAGAACCCUGGCGGCCCUUCCAUCUUCAGCUCCAAGCACAUCAGGAGCGCCGAGGAUCUGGCCUUCCUGGAAAAAGACGACGGGCUCGCCGCCCUGGAGAUCAUCGGCCGGGGCGGGUGCGGCGAGGUCUACAAGGCCCAGCUACCCGCUGACCCCAAGAAGCCGGACCAGCCGGGCACGGUCAUCGCCAUCAAGAAGAUCAUAAAGCACAAUCCCAACGGCGGCGAGCCGACCUCCGACGAGGAGAGCCGGCAGCUGGACAAGUGGAUGCGCCAGAUCCGAUCGGAAAUCCAGACCGUGGGCCACAUCCGCCACCGCAACCUGCUGCCGUUGCUGGCCCACAUGAUCCGCCCCGACUGCCACUACCUCAUCUACGAGUACAUGAAGAACGGCAGCCUCGAGGGGGUGCUCCGCCAGGUGCGCGACGGCGAGCGGGAGCUCGACUGGCUGACGAGGUACCGGGUGGCGCUCGGCGUCGCUGCCGGCCUCGAAUACCUCCACGUCCACCACAAGCCCCAGAUCAUCCACCGCGAUCUCAAGCCGGCCAACAUACUGCUGGACGACGACAUGGAGGCGCGGAUCGCGGACUUCGGGCUGGCCAAGGAGAUGCCGGACGCCAACACCCACAUCACCGCCUCCAAGGUGGCAGGGACGCUGGGCUACAUCUCGCCGGAGUACGGGCAGACGCUGCGGUUCACGGCCAAGUGCGACAUAUACAGCUUCGGGGUGAUCCUGGCGGUGCUGGUGGUGGGGAGAAUGCCGUCCGACAACUUCUUCCAGGACACCGAUGAGAUCAGCCUGGUGCGGUGGCUGAGGAACGUGAUGAACACGGGGAACCCGGUGGCGGCCGCCGUGGAUCCCAAACUGCUGGGGAACGGGUACGAGGAGCAGAUGCUGCUGGUGCUACGGAUCGCCAUCUUCUGCACCAUGGACGACCCCAAGGUGCGGCCAGACAGCAAGGAGGUGAGGACGAUGCUGGCGCAGAUCCAACACUAACAGCCAAAGCCGUGCAGUAAAUUGCCAGUUAUGUUGUCGUGAAGUCUCAGUUGUUUGCAUGCAUGCAGAUCAUGUAUCUUUAUCCACGUAAAUUUUAGAAAGAAACACUAUCACCAUCUGAUAUGAGGUGAAAAUUCCUGAUA